Haliotis rufescens (red abalone) is the source of this 525-nucleotide messenger RNA. Its product is annotated as DNA-directed RNA polymerases I and III subunit RPAC2-like. The record is from RefSeq and is a predicted model, not a curated record. Bases 98 to 457 code for a protein of 119 amino acids. Gene Ontology annotation, biological process: DNA-templated transcription. NCBI's taxonomy places the organism in Eukaryota, Metazoa, Mollusca, Gastropoda, Lepetellida, Haliotidae. The transcript is spliced from 5 exons. Gene Ontology annotation, cellular component: RNA polymerase III complex; RNA polymerase I complex. Gene Ontology annotation, molecular function: protein dimerization activity; DNA-directed RNA polymerase activity; DNA binding.
CGCGCCAAAACUCAUCCAUGUUUAUCAACUGCGCAUAUGCGGAAACAGAACGACAGGAAGUAAUGCAACCACAUGUUCAUGUUUUCAUUCCACUAGAAUGACAGAAGCGCCCCAAAAGAAACCAUUACUCGAAGUCAUCCAGACAGGGGAGGAAGAUGACGAGACAUGCCGCACAUUUGUGAUGCACAAUGAGGACCACACCCUGGGAAACUCCCUCCGAUACAUACUGAUGAAAAGUGCCGACGUACAGUUCUGUGGAUACAGUAUACCUCAUCCAUCCGAGACCAAGAUCAACUUCCGAAUCCAGACUAAUGGAAAGCCAGCAACUGAAGUUUUGAAAAAAGGCCUGGAGGAUUUGAAGAAGUUGUGUCAACAUGUACAGAAAACGUUUGAGCACAGCAUGUUGGAAUACAAGGAAUCUCACCCAGAAGAUGCUGAGAUGGUUGAGGACACUUAGCCUCAUCUUGGACUGCUAAGUUGUAGAUACUUUAUGAAUGUUUUGUAAAUAAACAAACUUUAAAGCUA